CCGAAGAGUCCAAGACCAAGAGGGGUCAGCAUAUAUAUAUAGAAGAAGAAGGUGGACAUAGACCUUUGUCGCCAAGCUUAGCCAUUAGAUCCAUCCAAAGCGACUAAUAAGUGAGGCUAAGGUACUGUGACUCAUCAACAACUAAAGUUGUUUCAGUUUUCUUCUAUUUUCUUGGCAAAGAGUUGUAGUGAGAAUUUAAGAAAGGCAAGAAGAGGAAAGGAGGGAUUAUUAAUUCAUUUAUUGAUCAAGAGAGGUAUUAAAAUAAUGGUGAGGCCUCCUUGUUGUGACAAAGGAGGAGUGAAGAAAGGGCCAUGGACUCCUGAAGAAGAUAUCAUUUUAGUUACUUACAUCCAAGAACAUGGUCCUGGAAACUGGAGAGCUGUCCCCACUAAUACUGGGUUGCUUAGAUGCAGCAAGAGUUGUAGGCUUAGAUGGACAAACUAUUUAAGGCCAGGAAUCAAGAGAGGCAACUUCACAGAACAUGAGGAAAAAAUGAUUGUCCAUCUCCAAGCCCUCUUAGGCAAUAGAUGGGCUGCAAUUGCUUCAUAUCUUCCACAAAGGACAGACAAUGACAUUAAAAACUAUUGGAACACUCAUUUGAAGAAGAAACUCAACAAAGCCAAUCAAGAUUCUCAUCAAGAACUUGAUCAAUCAAGAGAUCGGUCCUCGCUCUCUUCUUCUCCAUCAUCUUCUUCUGCCAAUUCGAACUCUAACAUACCAAGAGGUCAAUGGGAAAGAAGACUUCAAACUGAUAUUCACUUGGCCAAGAAGGCCCUCUCUGAGGCUUUGUCGCCUGCCGUAGCACCGAUCGUUACGUCAACGUUGGCCACUACGGCGACAACAUCAUCUUCUUCUGAAUCAAGACGUUCUUCUUCCUCAACAUGCGGUUUUCUUCGGGCGCAAGAAACAUCUACCAGAUAUGCCUCUAGCACCGAGAAUAUAGCGAAAUUGCUUAAAGGGUGGGUGAAGACCUCACCAAAGACUCAGAACUCCGCUGAUCAGAAGAAUCCUCCAGAUUCUGAGACAAAAGAAGUGAUGAGGAGUGAUGAUGUUCAGGAAGACUGUGCAGGGGGAUUUCAAGCAUUUUCCGGGUUUGAUCACUCGAACGAUUGUGACUCACCAUAUCAUCAGACUAAACUUUCACCUGAUCAUGAGACUAAACAAGACAUAACUGGAUGUAGUAACCAAAGUCAAUUGUCCUUGUUCGAGAAGUGGCUGUUUGAGGAUUCUGGUGGACAGAUUGGUGAUAUUCUGCUGGAUGAAAACCCUAACUUCUUCUGAAUAACUUGGUUAAUCAGAUGGUUCUAAAGUUAGGAUCCUCUUUGUUUUUUCUUUUUCUGAUUUUUUUUUGGGAUUUCCGAAUUAACCAUGCGUAGAUUAUCGUGAGCUAAGUCUCUAGUCAUUUUUUUUUAUUUUUCUCGUUAAUUCCACAAUUAAUAAUGUUGUGUUUUACAAAUGGUCUUCUGAAUUCUUAAGGGGGCUGAAAUAUGUCCACCCAAAUAUUGAAGUAUUGGUGAAAAAUCAUA
This is a messenger RNA of Brassica oleracea var. oleracea, 1526 nucleotides long. RefSeq names its product myb-related protein 306-like. Gene Ontology annotation, biological process: response to auxin. The record is from RefSeq and is a predicted model, not a curated record. Lineage: Eukaryota; Viridiplantae; Streptophyta; Magnoliopsida; Brassicales; Brassicaceae. The transcript is spliced from 3 exons. The coding region runs from base 265 to 1281 and encodes 338 amino acids.